AUGCCGUUGUACGAGCCAACAACGCCAACAGAGACGGCAACCUUUGCGAUGGCAUGAUUCUGGUGCCCCGAUGCGCUGUUCGGCAGCGCUCGGGGUGUUGUCCGCACCAAGGUUGGCUACACAGGGGGUACAACAAAGAAUCCAACCUACGUGUCUAUCGGAGACCACACGGAAACGGCGGAGAUUCAGUAUGAUCCGAAGGUCACAGACUUCCCAACCCUACUGUCCAUGUUCUGGAGGAACCACGACCCCACCGUGCAGCGCAAGCCACAGUACAUGUCAGCGAUUUUCUAUCACGACAAAGGGCAGAAGGACUUGGCGGAGAAAACUCGAGCUGAACAAGGGAGGAUACGGAAGACGAAAAUAUACACAAGAAUAGCACCUGCUUCGACGUUCUACGAUGCUGAAGACUAUCACCAGAAAUUCAAACUUCAACAGAAUAUCGCACUCUGCAAGAGUCUGAAGGCAUCGGGUUUGAAAGACUUUACAACUAGCCACGUUGCUGCCCGUCUCAAUGGUUACGUUUCCGGUUGUGGAACCUUGGCGGAUUUUUUGGCCGAAAGCAAGAAGUUGGGCCUCACUGCCGAACAAGUUGCCAUGGUCAAAUCCUGUCUCCGCUAGUGAGAAUGGCAGGACAAAAAUUUCCCUCCCGUGAUUGCGUAUGCCUAAAAAUUUUGCAUGCCGAGCGAGUAGGCAUAUAGCAUGCUGACCGGUGCCAGACGAACCACUUGAAAGAGGUCUUGUUUAAUCUUCCAUAUGAUGCCGGGUGGGGAAAGGCAACCUGUGUUGAACCUCGCCAGGCUGAAGGGCUGCCGCGACGAAGAUGAGGGUCUCUGCGCUGGUUCUUCUAUACACAGUAUGCUCGCUGCAAAGAGAGGAAAUAAAAAAAAAUGUUCCGGUCA
Messenger RNA from Ornithodoros turicata, 902 nucleotides. RefSeq names its product peptide methionine sulfoxide reductase-like. The transcript has 3 exons. Lineage: Eukaryota; Metazoa; Arthropoda; Arachnida; Ixodida; Argasidae. The record is from RefSeq and is a predicted model, not a curated record. Gene Ontology annotation, molecular function: peptide-methionine (S)-S-oxide reductase activity.